GUGGAAAUGCUCCGUCCAGAUCCAUAAAGGACCGACGUUUGGUUAAUAUGAACUUAUUGCCAAGUGGAAUAUGUUUUUAUUUAUCUGUAGCAAUGUGCUGGCUGACGGCCGAGGUCGAUGCGUCCUGGUGGUACAUGGGCACGCUGGGCUCCCAGGUGAUGUGCGACAACAUCCCUGGUCUGGUGAACAAGCAGCGCCAGUUGUGCCGCCAGCACCCCAAAGUGAUGCAGGCCAUUGGGGCCGGGAUGAAGGACUGGAUCUCAGAGUGCCAGCACCAAUUCCGCAACCACCGCUGGAACUGCAACACCACGGCCAGAGACCACAACCUGUUCGGACGCCUGCUGCUGCGCAGCAGCCGCGAGGUGGCCUUCAUGUACGCCAUCUCCUCGGCCGGUGUGGUUUACACGUUGGCUCGAGCCUGCAGCCAAGGCGAGCUGGACUCCUGCUCCUGCGAUCCCACGAAGAAAGGCUCGUCGCAGGACGCCAAAGGCUCUUUCGACUGGGGCGGCUGCAGUGACCACGUGGAGCACGCCAUGCGCUUCAGCCAGGGCUUUGUCGACGCCAAGGAGAAGAAGGAGAGGGACGCCCGGGCGCUCAUGAACCUGCACAACAACCGAGCCGGCAGGAAGGUGAGAACAUGCCACCAUACAUGGACGGAGUAG
Cottoperca gobio is the source of this 662-nucleotide messenger RNA. Its product is annotated as wingless-type MMTV integration site family member 2. Gene Ontology annotation, cellular component: extracellular region. Gene Ontology annotation, molecular function: cytokine activity; frizzled binding. The record is from RefSeq and is a predicted model, not a curated record. Gene Ontology annotation, biological process: canonical Wnt signaling pathway; cell fate commitment; multicellular organism development. The transcript has 3 exons. The coding region runs from base 48 to 662 and encodes 204 amino acids. Lineage: Eukaryota; Metazoa; Chordata; Actinopteri; Perciformes; Bovichtidae.